CAUGGGCUUUCUCUGGGUUCUGCAAUUUCUUCCUUUAUCAUAAAAUAAUUUUUAUUGAAAUUUAUGCAAAACUUACAAUUUUACAGUACAGUCAUAUUCAGAAAAAUACUUGCAUAGCCAAGAUACCAUUACAUACAAAUAGAGUCCCACACUGGAGUCUUUAAACCAGUUUCUUCCCACCUCCCGAAAACAGUCAGGUAGAUUGACUACUCUAAAAUGUCCUAAAAUGUGAAUGUGUGUUCACGGUGUCCUGCGUUGGACUGCUGUCCUAUCUAGGAUGUGUUCUUUGCAUCCAAUGUUUCUGGGAUAUGCUCCAGAUCCACUGCAACCAGGAUAAAAUACUGAAGAGAAGAUGAAUAAAAAAUAGUAUCAAGGCUAUUAUGGUUAUUAUUCCAGUUGAGGGCCUAAUUGCCUGGUUUCUUGAAACAAGUGUAAUCUGAAAACAAUGUAUAAAUAAUGUUAACUUUUGACUACCUCCAAAUUUUGAAACCAGGAAGUGUGGUUAAUGUGGUGCACAGAUGAAGGGAAAGGUGCUCUAACCCCUGCUCUAGAUCAUUAGAUUGUAUUUUUAUUUAUUUAUUUAGUCUGUUGGCAUGAAUACUGUUACUCAUAUCUAUUAUCAUACAAUAUUUUAUGCUGUUAUUAUAAUUAUUCUACAGCUUUUCUACUCGUUCUUCAAGUCCUUGGUGGGUAAAGAUGUGGUGGUGGAGUUAAAAAAUGACUUGAGCAUAUGUGGAACCCUACAUUCAGUAGAUCAGUAUCUGAACAUCAAACUCACAGAUAUCAGUGUCACCGACCCUGAAAAGUAUCCUCACAUGUUGUCAGUGAAGAACUGCUUCAUCCGGGGAUCAGUGGUGCGGUACGUUCAGCUCCCGGCCGAUGAGGUGGACACACAGCUACUACAGGAUGCAGCACGCAAAGAAGCCAUGCAACAGAAACAAUGAUUCAUCUGGUUUUGUUCUUUUGCAUUUUUGGUGUACUUCAAGUUUGUAAAAAAUAUAACAGCAUUGGUUUACCUUUUUCUUUUAAGCUCAAAUUUUGUAUAGAGUUGUUGUUGAUGAUGAUGAUGAAGAUGAUGAUUUAAGGAAUACUGUGUGUUUUUCAGUGCAUGUUAACUUGAGACAACGAGGUUUCACACUUCAGGCUUAAAUGUUUUUUGAAAUACACAUGGGGUUUGCCUGGGUCUUGACUGUUGCUGAAUUGCCUUGACCUAGGUGUAGAUGUUUCUUUGUUUAAAUACAUUUUAUUAUAUUUAGGUUGUUUAUUUUUU
Messenger RNA from Ictalurus furcatus (blue catfish), 1270 nucleotides. RefSeq names its product smx5 (gene lsm2). The record is from RefSeq and is a predicted model, not a curated record. The transcript has 4 exons. Gene Ontology annotation, molecular function: RNA binding. Bases 594 to 944 code for a protein of 116 amino acids. Gene Ontology annotation, cellular component: precatalytic spliceosome; U6 snRNP; Lsm1-7-Pat1 complex. NCBI's taxonomy places the organism in Eukaryota, Metazoa, Chordata, Actinopteri, Siluriformes, Ictaluridae. Gene Ontology annotation, biological process: mRNA splicing, via spliceosome.